Messenger RNA from Ochotona curzoniae (black-lipped pika), 7221 nucleotides. RefSeq names its product La ribonucleoprotein 4 (gene LARP4). Gene Ontology annotation, biological process: positive regulation of translation. Gene Ontology annotation, molecular function: mRNA 3'-UTR binding. Bases 1107 to 3281 code for a protein of 724 amino acids. Gene Ontology annotation, cellular component: cytoplasmic stress granule; cytosol. The record is from RefSeq and is a predicted model, not a curated record. Lineage: Eukaryota; Metazoa; Chordata; Mammalia; Lagomorpha; Ochotonidae. The transcript is spliced from 16 exons.
UAGUGUGAAUUUGAGGAUGUAAUUCCAUGUUUUCCUCUAGAGGACCAGCAGUGAUAGCUUUAUCCUCCAGCGUGGAAGAUGAAUAGAUCCUGUUUUUUGUUCGUUUCCCAGGCAACUUGGAGAGCCUGGAGAAAGUGCCCUAAAAUGGGCGUGUUGCUCUGCUAUUAAUGAACAAUAAUUACUAUAUUCCAGGGGCUCAUUAACAUACGAACUCUUUGGCCUUAUCCCUGAACUUCUGAAUCAGAGUCUGCACUUUAUUAAGAUUCUUAUACAUGUGGGAGUUUAAGAAACAUUAAUUUAGCCUGUGUUCAAUUAAUUCAUUUAUUCAUGAAAUUCUGUUAUUAAUCUGUGUACUGUUCAAGGUACUAGAGAACAGUGACCCAUAGCCAAGCUCACGGCCAUUGCACUGAGUACAGACCACAUAAUUUGAGAUUAGAAUUUGUGCUUUGUGGUGGAGGUGAAUUUUACUACCAUGAAUGUUAUCGUUAACUAGAAAUUAGCUGUACCUUGACCCUAGAAUAGAAAUCAUUGCAUAUUUGAACUGACUUCUGCCCUGGGGACCAUAGUUCUUAGCUGUCUGUGUCCGUUUCUACUGGGUUGGUAACCAUUCCUGGCGAAACAGACCAGAAACCCUCAGGCUUGGCUAUGAGAUGAUGCUCCUUAUUGGCAUAUAGUGGACGGCUUGGAGUCCAUUACAAGAGCGUGGACGUGCCAGACCAGCUGUGCUGCGUCCUAUAACCCUGAUCAUGAAAGUUAACUUUUUCCUGACCUGUAAAAUAUGAAUGAUGAUAGCUUUAAAAUAACCAAGGUUAUUAUAAAGAUGAGCUGAGUGUUCCCUAAAUAUUAUUAUCCUGCUUCAGAAUGAGUAAGGAAUUCUCACUCUAGAUUUCAUCUUUACACGAGACCUGAAGCAGUUCCUGGUAAGGCUCUCAGGUUACUAACCUAAGUUAGUAACUUUGCUUUUCUCAAGUACUUGUGAUGUAGUGACUCUCAGUAGUAGAGAUGUAAGAAUUUGAAUCUGGAUGACUGAUCUGCCAUGGGGCAAAUAAAUUUAACCAAUUUAUACAUGUUAUUUCUGUUUUACAGCGUUUAUAGGGUUAAAUGGCAUGGGAUUUCUGUUAUCUGAUAGUAAAUCGCAGGUAACGUCUAAAGGAACUGGUUUAAAUCCUAAUGCCAAAGUAUGGCAAGAAAUUCCUCCUGGGAAUCCUGAUGCCACACCUCAUGGAGCUGAGAGCUCUUGGCCGGAUCCAGCAGCCACCUCAGGGUCCUCUCCUGAAGGAAAUACAGAGCUUUCAGAAGAUAUGUGUAAGGAAUAUGAAGUAAUGUAUUCAUCUUGUGAAAACACAAGAAAUUCUGCAGGCGUUGAAGAGUCCACAGAUGGAAUAAUUUUAGGACCAGAAGAUCUGAGUUACCAAAUAUAUGAUGUUUCUGACGAAAGCAAUUCAGGAAUGUCCACAGAAGAUCUAAAAGAAUGUCUGAGGAAACAGUUAGAAUUCUGUUUUUCACGAGAGAAUCUGUCCAAGGAUCUUUACUUGAUGUCUCAAAUGGAUAGUGAUCAAUUUGUUCCAAUUUGGACUGUUGCCAACAUGGAAGAAAUAAAAAAGCUGACCACAGAUCCUGAUCUAAUUCUUGAAGUUUUGAGAUCUUCCCCCAUGGUACAGGUUGAUGAGAAGGGUGAAAAGGUGAGACCGAGUCAUAAGCGUUGCAUUGUGAUCCUCCGAGAGAUUCCCGAGACAACACCGGUAGAGGAAGUAAAAGCUCUGUUCAAAAAUGAAAACUGCCCCAAGGUGAUAAGCUGUGAGUUUGCACACAAUAGCAGCUGGUAUAUCACCUUCCAGUCAGACACGGAUGCACAGCAGGCUUUUAAAUACUUAAGAGAAGAAGUUAAAACUUUUCAGGGCAAGCCAAUCAUGGCCAGGAUAAAAGCCAUCAACACUUUUUUUGCUAAGAAUGGUUAUCGAUUAAUGGAUACCAGCCUGUAUAACCAGCCCCUUCCAGCUCAAGCACAGUAUGCCUCACCAGUCUUUGUGCAGCCGGUGUAUAACCCUCACCAGCAGUUCUCGGUCUACAGUAUUGUGCCUCAUUCUUGGUCUCCAAAUCCAGCACCUUACUUUGAAACACCAUUGGCUCCGUUUCCCAAUGGUAGCUUUAUGAAUGGCUUUAAUACACCAGGAUCUUUUAAAACAAAUGCUGCUGCUAUGAAUAUGGGUCGACCAUUCCAAAAACCUCGUGUGAAGCCUCAUUUUAGGUCAUCUAGUGGGUCAGAACCUUCAACAGAUGGCUCUGUGUCAUUGGGGGAUGGACCAUUGAAUAGGUCUAGUUCAAGGAGCUUUCCCAGCGAACGGCCUAGCCCUAUAGUAACAGGGCAUCAGGAGCAAACGUUCCUUCCCAAGGAGGUUCCCACUUUGCAGAUGGAGCAGAAUGGGGACUAUGGUAGAGGCAGGAGAACGCUUUUUAGAAGUCGGAGACGGCGAGAGGAAGAAAGGAUCCCAAGACCCAGCUCCUCAACUGAAGCAAAGCCUCCAACACCAAAAUUUGACUUACUAGCCUCAAAUUUUCCUCCUUUACCUGGAAGUUCAUCAGCCAUGUCCGGUGAACUUGUGGAGAAUAGGAUGUCUGAUGUUGCUCAAGGUGUCUACAAAGAAAAGGAUAAUGAAGACUUGCGAGUUGGUUGCCCAGUGCCUGCAGAUGAUGGACAGACAGACUGCAUUUGUGCCCAGCAGCUCAGUGUGAACCCUCGUCCUCCGCAGGCAGCCGAGCUUCCUGCACCAAGCUCAAGUCAUCAAGAGAAGGAUCCAACAGAAGAUUCCACUGUCCCGAAGGAUGUUCUCAAUCAAAUGAAUACACCAGUUGCUUCCCCAAGUACUGCAAAGCCUUCAGGGGCAAAUACUUCUUCGCCUUGUGGUAGUAAUGUAAAUCCAGCUGUGGCUGUGGCGCUGCAGGAACCGCGAAAAUUGAGUUAUGCUGAAGUAUGCCAGAAGCCCCCUAAGGAGCCGUCUCCAGUCCCCGUGCAGCCCCUGCGGGAGCAUCGCUCCAAUGUAGCGUCUCCCACCAAAAAUGAAGAGAAUGGAACUCCUGAGAAGUCGGUUGAAAAACCACAUGAGAAAACCGAGGCCAGGUCUAGUAAGGACUGCUCUGGCUUCCGAGGCAAUGCUGUUCCAAGGGGGACAGCUGGAAAAAUCAGGGAACAGAGACGCCAGUUUAGCCAUAGGGCUAUAACUCAGGGAGUGACUCGACGUAAUGGCAAGGAGCAGUACGUGCCACCUAGAUCACCAAAGUAAAACAAACGAACAACUGUUCAGAAGCUUUUCUCUUCCCGUUAAACUUGAGCCGGGUAUAUUGGACUGUUUUGGAGGGGAGGAGGGAGGGAGGGAGACAGAAAGUGUGUCCUUAAAUCAUUGUGGAUUUUGGAGUUGUGAGCAAUAGGAUCCCAAAAUUCAUCUCUAAAAUGAUUUUUAAAUGCUGGAGGAUUCCAAUCAAUAUAAAUAUAUAUAGAGAUAGAUAGAGAUAUAUACACAUAUAAAAUAUAAUUUUUCUAUUUUUGUUUUUGAUUUUAAUUUGCAGAGAUUUUCUGCCCGGAAUCAAUUUUGAAGGUUCAGAUAUAACUGGGGAAAAACAUAGUACAUCCUUCAGUGUAAGAGUUGAGGGAGUGAGAGAAAAUAUUUUUUGAAGAAGUGUUUCUGUAAAAUUAGAAAUUACUUUUUUUAAUCUAUUUAAAGUUUGGCUUGAAGAAUGCCAUCUCUGACUCAAUGGCCUUGUUGCAAAGCAGAUCAGUGGUGGGUGCCUGUUGUGGGGGUGAGUGAGUGCAAGCCUGGUGUGGGCCAAAUGUGCUGUCAAGUUCAUAAAUGAUUCAAAAAUUGAAUGUAAUACUUGAGUAGAUGUCUUUAGUUUGAGAAUUUAGUUUGUCUUUUUUGACCUUACUAACAUUUCUUUCAGCAAGCUGUUAAGCUCUGAUUAUACAUGGAAAUGUGACUACCAAUCAAAUUUAUUUUCAGAGAACAAAUGGGAUUAUUUUAAAAUUGGAAAUUUCAUCUUAGUCCUGAGUGGACAUGGCAGGUGGACUGAAAAUAUUUUAACUGUCCUUUGAAUUUUCGUUUCCUCCUGAAAUGAGAACAAAAAAAUUUGUCAUUCUCCAUUCUUUGCCUACCCUGAAAAGCAAAGUAACCAACUGCCUACUGAGUUGUAUGUUUCUAAUUACUUUAACCAAUCUAGUCAAAUCAGAUUUAACUGUUAUAAAUUUCAUAAUUAAACACUGAAAUAUUUUAAUCUCCUGUUCACAAAUUUAGAAUUUUUAAGUCCAAGAAUGAUAGAUGAGAUUCAUCCUACUGUAGUUUAUUUAUGUUAGUGUUAAAAUAUGAAAGAACCAUUAUAACUGACGUUUUAAAGUGUUAAAUAUUGUAAAAAGAAAUUUUUGUAAAGAAGAGAUUUGAGGAGAAAUUUUUUUAUUUAAAAUGUAUCUGCCACCUUUUUUUCCUUUCCUCUAAAAGUAUAGUACAGUUUGGAAUUGACUUGAGAAGAAUCUGCAAGUCAUACAGUUUUUGAGGUGAUACAGGUGGUUGAGGAAAAUUUGUGCAUAAUUUCCCUGAAAAUAAAGCUGUAGCUCUCAAGUAGGCAAGUUUACAUGCUGGUAUUUAGAAAAAGGCAAAAAUACAGAAAACCACGUUGCGUUGAUCUGUUUUAAGUCACACCAUGUUCAGAGUUCUGUGUAAGGUGGGACUCUGCUUUCAUUGUAGGGGACGGAUUGGAGUGUUAGUAACUGUCCCUUGUGUUAGUGAGUUGCAUAUGUACAGACUGAAGCUGUAAAUUGUGAACACUGGAAAGCACCAUUGUGACAUAGCGUAAACAUCGUAGUAAUAUAUUAAUGAAUGUAAAUGGAGGUUAAAAUUACAUUACUGUGAAACUCAUCUUCCAGCUCUGUGCUUUGGAGAUUUGUAUUAAUGGAUAACUAACUGUUAAGAGCUUUGAAAACACUGCACAUUUCUAUACAAGCUAGAAUUUUUAUUUCUUUGUAACUUAUUCAGCUUGGCAAUUGGUUUUAAUUUGGUGGGUUGAUAACAUGGCAUAAUACAUUCACUCAGUUUGAGACCAUUCAUUUCUACACACUAUUUUUUUUUAAUCAUCUACUAAAUGAAACGUACAAUUCUACCUGUGCUGAAAUUUGGGAGAAAUUUAGGUCCUUUUAAAAAAAACUAUUAAUCAUUGAGUACACCUAUGGGUAAAAGUGCUUAUUUUGGUUUACUUGGAUAAUGCUGCAGUUGGUGGAAAUGAUAAAUGUUAGAAGUGUUAAUACCUUGUGAAUGCAUUGGAUUUAAGAAAAUAAACAUUUUUUUAAACUUCACUUGGAAAGGAUUAUAAAAUUAUUGCACUUAAAAUGAAACAUUACCUUUUUGUACAGUGUGUCACAGGUGGUGGACUUAUUACUAAUAUGCAUGUGUGACUUACAUUUAGUCCACAGACUUUGAAUAAUCUAAAGGUUCUACCUGAAACACAAGAAAAAAGUCUUUUUUGAAGAGAGCAUAUUCUUCCAAAGUCCAAAUUAAAGACUUGACCAUUUUUAAAUGUCUUAUAGUGUUUUUAAUUUUAUUUGCCUCAUUACAUCUAAUAGUUCCCAUUUGAUGGGGUAUAUAGGGAAGAAUGUGUGUGGGUGUAUGUAUUAUAAAUAUAUAUAUAUAUAUAUACACAUUAUCUAUUUAGCAUUUAUUUUAUUACAGCAGAUUUAAGGUUUGUACCUAAACGAUGCCUGUGAGACGCUGGCUGUUUUUUCCAGCAUUACUCCAACUGAUGAGCAUGAGUGUUCACUCAGCUAUUUAUUUGAUUAUUUAGAUGGAGGAGUUAAAAUGUCAGAUUUUUCUCUUCACCCUUAUGACUUAACAUUUCCUUGGUUGUUGAAAGUAGGUAGAAACGAUGCUUUUGGUAUGGUACAAUGAUCUGUGCUAGUUCUUACUGCAUGAAGAUAGUGGUCAUAGGAGUUCAUCUCCUUGCGCUUCACGGAGAAGGUACAUGGAAGCAUUGCAGAAUGCGUCCAUUGUCUGUCUUGACAAUUAUGGUUUUCAUAAUAUCUAGGGCCUGUUUUUAACCUGACUUUAUUUUAUUUUUGCCAAAUAUAGACGGAGGCAUUUAAAAUAAUGAUCCAUUUAAAUUUAUUUCAAGUUGAUUUUGGAGGAAUCUAAGAGCUUUCAGUGAUGACGCAUUUGUUGUUGCUGGCAGUGUGCUCGAUUUGCUGGUAAUCAGAUGACAUAUAGAAUUCAUUCUGAUUAAUUUUUCCUUCCUACAAUUAAGGUUGCUUGAAUAUUGGUUCACAUUCCUUUUCUCUGUGAUAACCACGUGUGCUGUAUAAAAGGCUUAUUGGAGGGAUGUUAGCAUAUCCCUAGUGUAAAGGAGAAGAAGAACACUGCUGAGAACAGAAAAGAGCUUGAGACAGUUUCUCAACACCUUGUGUAGUUUUACUAGUUAUGGCCUUAAUAAUUAGUCAAUAAUUGGCUUUAAAUGUCCACUGGUUUUACUUAGACACAGUUGAACAACACUGGGAUUAAGUCUCUGAUAUUUGUGUUAGCAAUAUAUAUUUACCAUAUUUUGAAAGUACCCUUUUUUUAACAAAAAAUAAAAUUCAAAAGAGGACAGUAUUCCUUUUGAGGGGUUUUAUAAAUUCUUAACUAGAGUACACAAUGGAGGGUUUUUUUUUUUCUAGUUUUUUAUAUUUCCUUAGAAUUUUGUGGCCAUUGAUUUCACUCUCGGCUUUUGACAUGCUGAUGUAGCUAGUCUGUGCUUUCCAGAAUAUACAUGGGCAUAUCGGUUUUCAUCAGCUGAAUAAGGACACUGAAGAAGUUGAAAGGAAAUUUGUUUUGAAGUUGAAAAAUUCUUUAUGAGAAGUCACAUAAUGAAAUGACUUGAAGUUUAUUUUUUAGAGAGGUUCCGUGAGUGUAGCUCGGAUGUCAGUGGCUGUGUGUGAAUGGUUUUGUCUUCAGUUUUGCAGCAUAGAACACCUGUGUAAAGGGUGUCCCUUGAAUGAUCUUAAAUGGGGGUGGCGGUGGGAGAUCAGAAUUUAUCUGGCUUCUCUUUUGUCCCUGUUGUCAAAACUGCCCUCCCACUCCAAAUGGUGUGACAUGCUCAUGAGUAAAAUGUUAAACUGAGUACUUCCUUGUAUCUGUAUUUGUUUUCAACAUUGCCAAGGUGCUAUGGGAAAUUAAAGUAACAAAAUUAGAAAACAAUAAAAUUAUUAAA